AUGUUGCUUGUCACCCGCCUCAAUUUGCCUCUCGCUGUGAUGGUGGUUGUGAUUGAUGUUGAUGGUUGCAUCUCCUUCCCAUCGAAUUAGGGCUUAUAUAGAUGAUGUGUGUCCAUCGUGAAUUGCACUACCCUGACACCGGUAGUGUCGUAGAACCUCGAGUUCAGGUCAACUCCAUGUCGGGGACAGCAGUCAGUCUGGAUCCAGAGUCAGGAUACUCAGGACUAGAAUUGAGUCAGAUCCAGACUAGUGAUCACGCACGCGCGACAGGGCGACCAUCACGAGAUAAAGUAGGGAUAAGCGGCGACAAUCGGGCACGAAUUGGCCCGUCGCUGGCCGGAACAGGAAAAGCCAUGAACACUUUGGGGGUUAGUCAUCCAGCUGAUUCAGGUCGAGCUGAUGCAGUGAUUUCUACCAAUCACAAUGGCUCGAAUGGCCCCUCCAAAAGUGUCCGAGAGUCCGACGGAGAGUCCGACAGUGCAGCAGUCGGGCAUUUCACACCGCUGUCACUGGUCGGCUUUCACCCUUUCCAAUCCCGUUCCGGUCGAUCUUCCCAUCACGAAUUGAGAGCCCAUUGCAAACCAUUCCCAACUCUAUCAAUCCGUCUCGGCCACUUUACACUUUACACAUCACCAGGUUACCAAGCACAGGGGUCUUCCAGUCUGUAUAUAUUUCCUCCAAAGUGACGGCUUCUCUCCUCAAUAUGUCUGACCAGAGCAUUUCCAUCAUACCACUCUCAUCAUCAUCAUCAUCAUCAUCUACUUUUGAUUAUCUGAUAUCCCAGAUAACCUACUCCGCCCGCGCGCCUUAACCCUAUACUAUGGCGACCCUUCGUCAGUAUAUCAACCUGCGAGAUUCCGGCACCUCUACUCCGGACG
Messenger RNA from Aspergillus japonicus CBS 114.51, 878 nucleotides. RefSeq lists its product as uncharacterized. The transcript is spliced from 2 exons. The coding region runs from base 102 to 686 and encodes 194 amino acids. Lineage: Eukaryota; Fungi; Ascomycota; Eurotiomycetes; Eurotiales; Aspergillaceae. The record is from RefSeq and is a predicted model, not a curated record.